AUGGAUGGAUGCUCUAUUGUUGGCACACUCAAGCAUGUGCUAUGGAAGCUGCUAGAGCAGCUGCUCUGGACAUUUUUUAAGGCUUCUUUGCAUUUCAUCCAGGCAAAUCACUAUCGUGAGCAGGGGCGUGACUGGAAUGGGGCAGCCAAAGGACUAGCAGUGCACUGGCACCCACAACAAGGAAAAUACUUGCCCGGCAAAGUGCCCGGCAAAGUGCCCGGCAAAGUGCCCGGCAAAGUGCCCGGCAAAGUGCCCGGCAAAGUGCCCGGCAAAGUGCCCGGCAAAGUGCCCGGCAAAGUGCCCGGCAAAGUGCCCGGCAAAGUGCCCGGCAAAGUGCCCGGCAAAGUGCCCGGCAAAGUGCCCGGCAAAGUGCCCGGCAAAGUGCCCGGCAAAGUGCCCGGCAAAGUGCCCGGCAAAGUGCCCGGCAAAGUGCCCGGCAAAGUGCCCGGCAAAGUGCCCGGCAAAGUGCCCGGCAAAGUGCCCGGCAAAGUGCCCGGCAAAGUGCCCGGCAAAGUGCCCGGCAAAGUGCCCGGCAAAGUGCCCGGCAAAGUGCCCGGCAAAGUGCCCGGCAAAGUGCCCGGCAAAGUGCCCGGCAAAGUGCCCGGCAAAGUGCCCGGCAAAGUGCCCGGCAAAGUGCCCGGCAAAGUGCCCGGCAAAGUGCCCGGCAAAGUGCCCGGCAAAGUGCCCGGCAAAGUGCCCGGCAAAGUGCCCGGCAAAGUGCCCGGCAAAGUGCCCGGCAAAGUGCCCGGCAAAGUGCCCGGCAAAGUGCCCGGCAAAGUGCCCGGCAAAGUGCCCGGCAAAGUGCCCGGCAAAGUGCCCGGCAAAGUGCCCGGCAAAGUGCCCGGCAAAGUGCCCGGCAAAGUGCCCGGCAAAGUGCCCGGCAAAGUGCCCGGCAAAGUGCCCGGCAAAGUGCCCGGCAAAGUGCCCGGCAAAGUGCCCGGCAAAGUGCCCGGCAAAGUGCCCGGCAAAGUGCCCGGCAAAGCAGAUCAUUGA
Molecule: messenger RNA, 993 nt
Organism: Schistocerca nitens (vagrant locust)
Lineage: Eukaryota; Metazoa; Arthropoda; Insecta; Orthoptera; Acrididae
Product: tetra-peptide repeat homeobox protein 1-like
Exons: 3
Coding region: 1-993 (330 amino acids)
Source: RefSeq, a predicted model, not a curated record